Molecule: messenger RNA, 1965 nt
Organism: Magnolia sinica
Lineage: Eukaryota; Viridiplantae; Streptophyta; Magnoliopsida; Magnoliales; Magnoliaceae
Product: putative receptor-like protein kinase At3g47110
Exons: 3
Coding region: 1-1908 (635 amino acids)
Biological process (GO): protein phosphorylation
Molecular function (GO): ATP binding; protein binding; protein kinase activity
Source: RefSeq, a predicted model, not a curated record
AUGAAUUUUGGAAGCCUCAAAGGUCUCUUCCGAUUAGAGUUGAGGGCAAAUGAACUUGGAAUUGGGAAAGCUCGUGACUUGAGUUUUCUCGAUUCUUUGACCAAUUGCAGUAGCUUACAAUGGGUGGACGUGAGCAGAAAUUGUCUCAGCGGUGCGUUGCCCAACUCCAUAGCAAAUCUUUCAACCCAACUGACAUUCCUAUCUUUAGGAAGUAAUAUGAUAUUCGGAAACAUCCCAUCUGGGAUUCAGAAUCUUAUUGGCUUAACAUUACUGGGUAUGGAGUAUAACUAUCUGACUGGUACAAUUCCCAUUGGUGUUGGGAAGCUUAACAAGUUGGAGGAACUUUACUUCGAUUCAAAUGGAUUAUCAGGGAAAAUUCCACCUUCAUUGGGCAACAUCACCAGAUUGUACGACCUCUAUAUACCUUCAAAUCUUGGUAAUUGCAUUAACCUGAACUUAAUAUACCUCUUCAAUAAUAACUUUAGCGGUACCUUACCCAAUCAACUUUUCAGCAUUCCCUCUUUGAUUGAACUCCAAGCUGGAAACAACUUUUUCACUAAUCUGCCACAUGAAGCCAGUUACUUGAAAGCUCUUGGAACAUUCAAUGUUUCUAAUAACAAAUUGUCAGGCGAAAUUCCAAGCUGGCUAGGCAAUUUUCUCAGCCUAGAGUAUCUCGUGUUGGAUGGGAACUUCUUUCAAGGAUCAAUUCCGUCAACAUUUAGUACUCUAAAAGGCCUUCGAUACCUGGAUCUUUCACGCAACAACUUAUCUGGGAAGAUUCCAAGAUAUCUGGAGAAGUUUUCUCUAGAGUAUCUAAUUCUAUCCUUCAAUAAUUUCGAGGGUGAAUUACUAAAACAAGGGGUCUUUGGAAAUGAUCCUUUUAUGAACUUGUCGUAUGCGGAGCUCUAUAAAGCAACAGAUGAGUUCUCUCUUGCCAAUUUGAUCGGAACCGGAAGUUUUGGUGUUGUAUAUAAAGGGAUUCUAGAUCAUGUUGGGACUAUGGUAGCAGUGAAAGUCUUCAACCUUCAACAACAAGGAGCUCUGCAGAGCUUCAUGGCCGAAUGCAAAGCCUUGAGAAACAUUAGGCAUCGGAAUCUUGUUAAGAUCUUAACUUGUUGCUCUAGCAUUGAUUUUAAGGGCAAUGAUUUUAAAGCUCUAGUUUACGAGUACAUGUCCAAUGGAAGUCUAGAGAACUGGUUGCACGGGGAGGGCCAUGACCAGUCGAGAAGGAACCUGAAGUUUACUCAAAGGCUAAACAUUGCUAUAGAUGUGGCUUCUGCACUAGAUUAUCUACAUAAUCAUUGCCAAACAUCAAUCAUUCAUCAAGAUUUAAAGCCAAGCAACAUUCUUCUUGAUGAAGACAUGAUUGCUCAUGUGGGUGAUUUCGGGCUAGCCAGGUUCUUAUCAGAGGUUGCUCAUAGUAGCUCAGUUGGGAUGAAGGGAUCUAUUGGGUCCAUCGCUCUAGAGUAUGCGAUGGGCGGAAAAGCAUCUACACAAGGAGAUGUUUGCAGCUACGGAAUCCUUCUACUGGAGAUGAUCACUGGAAAGGGGCCAACUGAUGACGUGUUUAAGGACAAUCUAAGCCUUCAUCAUUUUGCUAAGCUGGCUUUAGCUGAACGAGUAAUGGAGAUUGUUAAUCCACAACUGCUCUUAGAAGAAUCUGAAGUUAUUCAAGGCAAUGAAAAUCAAAUCAAUACAAGAAAUAGAAUGCAUGACUGCUUGAUUUCAAUGGUCAAAAUUGGUGUGUUGUGCUCUGCAGAAUCUCCAAGAAAACGAAUGCAAAUGAGAGAUGUUGUUGCUGAAAUGCACACAAUCAAGGACUUGUAUCUCGGGGUCAUGAUUCAGCGAGACAAACAAGUUAGGUCACAAAUAUUAGAUGAAGGUUUGUCUUACCUUAGGCAUUACUAAGUUAUUGUUAGCAGUUAUUUUGAGAAAGAUUUCCAAAUGAAAUGAGUUUGUUGAAUA